Messenger RNA from Heterocephalus glaber (naked mole-rat), 10120 nucleotides. It is a transcript of the gene Dock5, whose product is annotated as dedicator of cytokinesis 5. Gene Ontology annotation, cellular component: cytoplasm; plasma membrane. NCBI's taxonomy places the organism in Eukaryota, Metazoa, Chordata, Mammalia, Rodentia, Bathyergidae. The record is from RefSeq and is a predicted model, not a curated record. Gene Ontology annotation, molecular function: GTPase activator activity; small GTPase binding; guanyl-nucleotide exchange factor activity. Gene Ontology annotation, biological process: myoblast fusion; small GTPase-mediated signal transduction; cell migration.
ACGCGGCCCGCGCAGUCGGCGAAGUUGGGCGGAACAUGGCGGAGGAGCCCGGGGCGCGCAAGAGCGCGCGGCGCCGCCCGCAGUCCCAGGAGCUGUAGCCGCCGCGGGCCGAGGUCGCCGCCAUGGCGCGCUGGAUCCCGACCAAGAGGCAGAAGUACGGGGUUGUGAUCUAUAACUACAAUGCUUCUCAAGAUGUGGAGCUCUCCUUGCAGAUUGGUGACACGGUUCACAUCCUGGAGAUGUAUGAGGGUUGGUACAGAGGAUAUACCCUCCAGAAUAAAUCCAAAAAGGGUAUUUUCCCUGAAACAUACAUCCAUUUGAAAGAGGCCACUGUAGAAGACCGAGGGCAGCACGAGACGGUGAUUCCUGGGGAGCUCCCGCUGGUGCAGGAGCUCACAUGCACUCUGCGAGAAUGGGCCGUCAUCUGGCGCAAGCUCUACGUGAACAACAAGGUCACACUGUUCCGCCAGCUGCAGCAGAUGACCUACAGCCUGAUCGAGUGGCGCUCCCAAAUCCUGUCCGGAACACUCCCCAAGGACGAACUGGCAGAGCUUAAGAAGAAGGUCACGGCCAAAAUCGAUCAUGGGAACAGAAUGCUCGGGUUAGAUCUCGUAGUGCGAGAUGACAAUGGGAACAUCUUAGACCCAGAUGAAACUAGCACCAUCGCCCUCUUCAAGGCCCAUGAAGUGGCCUCAAAAAGGAUCGAGGAAAAGAUCCAAGAAGAAAAGUCCCUUCUGCAGAACCUAGACACACGGAACCAGGCCAUCUUCAGUGGCGCCCACACCUAUGGCCUCUAUGUGAACUUCAAGAACUUUGUCUGCAAUAUCGGGGAGGAUGCAGAGUUGUUCAUGGCCCUCUAUGACCCAGACCAGUCCACGUUCAUCAGUGAGAACUAUCUGAUUCGCUGGGGCAGCAACGGGAUGCCCAAGGAGAUAGAGAAGCUCAAUAACCUGCAAGCAGUGUUUUCCGACCUCAGCAGCACUGAUCUCAUCCGGCCUCGCAUCAGCCUCGUGUGUCAGAUCGUCCGCGUGGGCCGCAUGGAGCUGAAGGAGGGCAGGAAGCAUACCUGUGGGCUCCGCAGGCCUUUCGGAGUAGCAGUGAUGGAUAUUACUGAUGUCAUACACGGGAAGGUGGAUGAUGAAGAAAAACAGCAUUUUAUUCCCUUUCAGCAAAUUGCAAUGGAGACUUACAUCCGGCAGAGACAGCUCAUCAUGGCGCCUCUCAUGACAUCCAGUGUGAUUGGGGAGAAUGAGCCACUCACUUCCGUCUUGAAUAAAGUGAUAGCAACCAAGGAUGUGAAUCACAAAGGACAAGGGCUUUGGGUGUCCUUGAAGCUGUUGCCUGGUGACCUCACCCAGGUUCAGAAGAAUUUCUCACACUUGGUUGACAGAUCGACAGCAAUAGCCCGCAAAAUGGGCUUUCCUGAAAUAAUACUGCCAGGGGACGUUCGCAAUGACGUUUACGUCACCCUGAUCCAUGGCGAGUUUGACAAAGGGAAAAAGAAGACGCCCAAGAAUGUGGAGGUGACCAUGUCCGUGUUUGAUGAGGAGGGAAAGCUCUUAGAGAAAGCAAUUCAUCCUGGGGCUGGAUAUGAAGGCAUGUCGGAAUACAAAUCAGUAGUCUACUACCAAGUCAAGCAGCCCUGUUGGUAUGAGACCGUCAAGGUAUUCAUUGCUAUAGAGGAUGUCACACGCUGCCAUAUACGAUUUACCUUCCGACACAGGUCAUCCCAGGAAUCCAGAGAUAAAUCAGAGCGACCUUUUGGGGUGGCCUUCGUGAAACUGAUGAACGCCGAUGGGACCACGCUUCGGGACGGGAGGCACGACCUGGUGGUGUAUAAGGGUGACAACAAGAAGAUGGAAGAUGCUAAGUCCUACCUGAUGCUGCCUGGGACCAAGGUGGAGAUGGAAGAAAAGGAGUUCCAGGCAUCCAAAAACCCGACCGCCUUCACCCCCAGCAAGGACAGCACGAAGGACAGUUUUCAGAUCGCCACGCUCAUUUGCUCCACAAAGCUCACCCAGAACGUUGACCUGUUAGGGUUGUUAAAUUGGCGUUCCAACUCCCAGAACAUUAAACACAACCUAAAGAAGUUAAUGGAGGUGGAUGGAGGAGAGAUCGUUAAGUUUUUGCAAGAUACAUUAGAUGCACUUUUUAACAUUAUGAUGGAAAUGUCAGACAGUGAGAUGUACGACUUCCUUGUGUUUGAUGCAUUGGUAUUCAUCAUUUCACUGAUAGGAGACAUCAAGUUCCAGCAUUUUAAUCCUGUACUUGAAACCUACAUUUACAAGCACUUCAGUGCCACUUUAGCAUAUGUGAAACUCUCCAAGGUUCUGAACUUUUACGUGGCUAAUGCAGAAGACUCCAGCAAGACAGAAUUGCUUUUUGCCGCUUUGAAAGCCUUGAAGUAUUUGUUCAGGUUCAUCAUCCAGUCUCGAGUGCUGUACCUGAGAUUUUAUGGCCAGAGCGAAGAUGGGGAUGAAUUUAAUAACUCGAUCCGCCAGUUAUUUCUCUCCUUCAAUAUGCUGAUGGACAGGCCUCUGGAGGAAGCUGUGAAGAUCAAGGGGGCGGCUUUGAAGUAUCUUCCUGGCAUAAUUAAUGAUGUCAAACUUGUGUUUGAUCCCACUGAGCUCAGUGUGCUCUUCUGCAAGUUCAUUCAGAGCAUCCCAGACAACCAGUUAGUCCGGCAGAAGCUCAACUGCAUGACCAAGAUAGUGGAGAGCAGCCUUUUCCAGCAGUCGGAGUGCAGAGAGGUGCUGCUGCCCCUGCUGACGGACCAGCUCAGCGGCCAGCUGGACGACCACUCGAGCAAGCCCGACCACGAGGCCAGCUCUCAGCUCCUCAGCAGCAUCCUGGAGGUGCUGGACAGGAAGGAUGUGGGGCCCACAGCUGUGCACGUCCAGCUGAUCAUGGAGCGGCUGCUGAGGAGGAUCAACCGCACGGUGAUCGGGAUGAGCCGGCAGUGCCCCCACAUCGGCAGCUUUGUGGCCUGCAUGAUCACUGUCCUGCGGCAGAUGGAUGACAGCCACUACAGCCACUACAUCAGCACUUUCAAAACUAGGCAGGAUGUCAUGGACUUCCUCAUGGAGACUUUCAUCAUGUUUAAGGAUCUGAUCGGAAAGAACGUCUAUGCCAAAGACUGGAUGGUCAUGAACAUGACACAGAGCAGGGUGUUUCUCCGUGCAGUCAAUCAGUUUGCUGAGGUUCUCACGAGAUCCUUCAUGGACCAGGCAAGCUUUGAGCUGCAGCUCUGGAACAAUUAUUUCCAUUUGGCAGUGGCAUUUCUCACCCAUGAGUCCCUUCAACUUGAAACCUUCUCCCAAGCCAAACGCAACAAAAUUGUGAAAAAAUAUGGGGACAUGAGAAAGGAAAUCGGCUUUAGAAUCCGGGACAUGUGGUAUAACCUGGGUCCCCACAAAAUCAAAUUCAUCCCAUCCAUGGUGGGUCCUAUUCUGGAGGUCACUCUGACCCCAGAAGUGGAGCUCCGGAAAGCCACCAUCCCCAUUUUCUUUGACAUGAUGCAGUGUGAGUUCAAUUUCAGUGGAAAUGGCAAUUUCCAUAUGUUUGAGAAUGAGUUGAUCACAAAGCUGGACCAAGAGGUGGAAGGAGGCCGGGGAGAUGAGCAGUACAAGGUCCUUCUGGAGAAGCUGCUCCUGGAACAUUGCCGGAAACAUAAGUACCUCUCUGGCUCUGGGGAAGUCUUCGCCCUCCUGGUCAGCAGCCUCUUAGAGAACCUGUUGGAUUACAGAACCAUCGUCAUGCAGGAUGAGAGCAAGGAGAACCGCAUGAGCUGCACCGUGAAUGUGCUGAAUUUUUAUAAAGAAAAGAAGCGAGAAGACAUAUACAUCAGAUAUUUAUACAAGCUUCGAGAUCUGCACCGAGACUGUGAGAACUACACAGAAGCUGCCUACACACUGCUCUUACAUGCAGAGCUCCUGCAGUGGUCCGACAAGCCCUGUAUGCCCCAUUUGCUGCAGAGGGACAGUUACUAUGUUUAUACUCAGCAGGAACUGAAAGAGAAGCUAUACCAAGAAAUCAUAUCGUACUUUGACAAAGGCAAAAUGUGGGAGAAGGCCAUCAAACUGAGCAAGGAGUUGGCGGAGAACUACGAGAGCAAGAUAUUUGACUACGAGGGCCUUGGCAGCCUCCUGAAAAAAAGAGCCUCGUUUUAUGAGAACAUCAUUAAGGCCAUGAGGCCUCAGCCUGAAUACUUCGCCGUGGGGUACUAUGGACAAGGUUUUCCUUCUUUCCUGCGGAAUAAAAUCUUCAUCUACCGAGGGAAGGAGUAUGAGAGGCGAGAGGACUUCAGCCUGAGGGUGCUGACCCAGUUCCCCAGUGCCGAGAAGAUGACCAGUACCACACCCCCUGGAGAAGACAUCAAGAUGUCCCCAAAGCAGUACCUGCAGUGCUUCACUGUGAAGCCCGUGAUGAGCCUGCCACCCAGCUACAAGGACAAGCCAGUGCCUGAGCAGAUCUUAAACUACUACAGGGCCAAUGAAGUGCAGCAGUUCAGCUAUUCCCGGCCAUUCCGGAAAGGAGAAAAGGAUCCAGACAACGAAUUUGCUAACAUGUGGAUUGAAAGGACCACGUAUACAACAGCCUAUACCUUUCCUGGGAUUCUCAAGUGGUUCGAAGUCAAACACAUUUCAACAGAGGAAAUCAGCCCUUUGGAGAACGCCAUCGAAACCAUGGAGCUGACCAACGAGAAGAUCAGCAACUGCGUGCGGCAGCACGCCUGGGACCGCUCCCUUUCGGUGCACCCGCUCUCCAUGCUGCUCAACGGCAUCGUGGACCCAGCUGUCAUGGGGGGAUUCUCCAACUAUGAAAAGGCUUUCUUUACAGAAAGGUACCUACAGGAGCAUCCCGAGGACCAGGAGAAGGUAGAACUGCUGAAGAGGCUGAUAGCAUUACAGAUGCCUCUGCUCACAGAAGGGAUCCGCAUCCAUGGGGAGAAGCUGACAGAGCAGCUCAGGCCACUACAUGACCGGCUAUCUUUGUGCUUCCGGGAACUCAAGGAGAAAGUAGAAAAGCUCUAUGGAGUCAUCACACUGCCAACCAACUUUACAGAGAAGAAGCAGAGCCGCACGGGAUCCCUUGUGCUGCCCUACAUUAUGUCCUCUACUCUGCGGAGGCUGUCCGUCACCUCGGUGACCUCCUCGGUGCUUUCCACCUCUUCCAACUCCUCUGAUAAUGCUCCUUCCAGGCCAGGAUCUGACGGGUCAGUCCUGGAGCCGCUUUUUGAGCUCAGGGCUUCAUCAGGUGCCAGAGUUGAAGACCUGUCCCUCAGAGAGGAUGGCGAGAGCCGGACUGCCAAGUUCAAGAGGAAAGACUGGAGUCUGAGCAAGUCCCAGCUCAUUUCAGAGAAGGCUCCAGACCCUGACCUGACGAGCCCAGCCAAAAAGAUCCAAAGGCCCAAGAGUCUCCAGCUGGUGGACACUCGCUUAACACCGUUCCACAGCUCUGCGCCGGCUCAGUCCACUCCCCUGAGCCCUCCUCCACUCACACCUAAGGCGACCAGGACCUUAAGCUCCCCGUCUUUGCAGACAGAUGAGCUGGUGGCUUCUGUUCCACCUCCACCUCCCCCCAAAAGCAAGCCCUAUGAGAGCAGCCAGCGGAACUCCAAUGAGGUCGCGCCCCCCUUGCCUAUACGAAGAGAAGCCAAAGCCCCACCCCCACCCCCUCCAAAGGCCCGGAAGUCUGGCAUCGUUUCUUCUGAGCUUGGAUCCCAGUGAGAAUUUUCCCCUUGCUCUGCAACUCCGAGUGCCUUGGACAGCUGCUGCCUGAAACCCGGUCUCCCCAGGCUGUGUCCUCGGGACCCAGCGCUCCCUGCCGGCUGCCUUUCCUGACGUGGGGUGAUGUUUACUAGCUUAAAACUGGGUUUGUUCUUUUGGAAGCUUCUCUUUCAUGAAUGUCUGGGUCUAUGCGGCCCGCUCAGCCCAUGAGGCAUCCCGGAACUGGCCGUUUCCUGUGCAUUUUUCAAAGGGUCGUUCUCCUUCACCGUGAUUACCUUUCAGCCUCUGCCGCAGUCACUGGCACAUGCACCUGUCCUUCUGCCACCCCGGAAGUCUGCUCCUGGAUGCGCUUCUUGCUUUGCUUCUGAAAAGCUGCACUCGAGACUUCGUUGCUCCUCUUACACGUGCGUCCCUGUCCCAUCCACCCUCUUGGGAAGGAUGGACACCAAGUCCUCUCUGGGAGCCCACACGGUCCUCUCUCUCAUGUCUGCUGUGUCUCUUUUGAGGCAAAAAUACAUUUUUAAUGGAAAUUUACUGCUUUCAGGCAUAAAUAGCAAAUAACCACUGAAAAAUGAUGGACUCACAUUGGGCCGCACUCCUGACCAUUGGCCUGCACGGCACAAACCCCUUAGGGCUCCUUUGCACAGUGUCUUGUCCUGUCCCUCCUCUGAGCUCAAGUGCCCGGCUGUAAGAGACCUAGGAAUCCACGGCCAACAGCAUUUUGUCCAGAUCCCAUUCAGAUGGCCCAGCCAGUAGCCUCUGUCUGCUACCUGAUUUUACCCUGGAGAAUACAGUGCAAUAUUUCGCCUUGAUUAUUUAUUCCUCUUGAUCCUGGCUUUAAUUUGCUAAUGGUACUAAUGUCAGUACUCCUUUCAGAAGAAUAAGUGGAGUGUUUUGGAUGACCAGAUAAUACAUACUCAACAGUAGUCACAUGAAGUUACAGACGUAUUGAGCUAGAAGUGUUUUCAAGGUCAUGGAAAAAACCCUCCAUGUUGUAGAUAAGGAAACUGGGGCUACACGAAGAAAGUGGUAGUACAGAUUUUUACUCAUAGCUCAGCUUGCUAACGGGCUAUACCCAGAAAAUGCCUAGAUCUAGAGGACAUCUCUGACAGCAUCAUCAAUGCCUAACCCUAGGUGAAACAACAUUGGGAAGGCUCCCAAUAUUUUUAUAGUCCUUAGGUGUUGAUGUCAAUGUCCAAAUAAGGGGACCCCUCCAGCAGUCUCCCUGACCUUGCCCAGAAUCCUUUUCUCCAAAGUUAAGAGAACAAAGAAAGCAGCGGUUGCAGCUGGGAGGCCCUGCACUUGCCUGCCUGCCUGCCUGCCUGCCUGCCUGUUUGCAUUCCUCGUUUCUCCCCGACCCCUGUCAGGAGCCGCACACCCGUUCAUCGCAAGGAAGAACGGAGGUGGAGGAAGCAGCAGCCUCUGAGCAAAGUCCAUUGCAUUCCUCACGAAAUUACUAUGCAUAUUCUAGAAAUGGCACAGAAAUCUUUAUUCUUUCUCCUGCCUGGGAAAACCUACACUGUGAUCAUGGGGAAAAAAACCCAAAAACAUGGACUUCGGAAUGGAACCUGUUUGGUUUCAAGUCCCAGCCACAUCACCUGUUAACUUUGCAAACUCUCUCCAAGCAUCUGAAGUUCUUUGAGCAUUCCUUUUCUCACUUUCCAAAUGAGGACGGUAGCUUCCACUCCGGCUGCUGUGGGGUUCUGGUGGGCUGGAGAAUGUGAAGGAGGAGCCCUCACACCACGGCCCUUUCUUUCUCUGCUAGGCCUGAGUGAGAUCCAGAACUCGCUAAGGGCAUUGUUGAUAUUCUUUAUUUUAUUUUUAUUUAAUUUUUUUUUUUUUUUUUGGUACCAGGGAUCAAACUUGGGACGUUGCACUUGUGAGGCAGGCGCCAGAACCACUGAGCUAAAUCCCCAGCCCUUGAGCUCUUUAUUUUAAUUCAAGGUGAUUUGGGAUGUGAGUGUGGGUUGGUUCCGGACAUACAGUCCUUCUCAGAGCAUGCUGUCUUUUAUAUAGUUAUUUGUAACCAGAGAGAGUACUAAUAGGAAUUGAAGAGGAUUUGAAGUGGAAGGAAUUUCCCUGCAGAGAAAAGUUAAGAAGACCUCCAUGGUGCCUAGGACUACCUCUGAAAAGUCACCUAAUAGGCUGGCCGGAAGGGAUUUGUCUCACUCUACUUGUCAGACUGCCAUUAAAAUGGAAAAAUAUAAAUAGGGCAAAUAGAAAUCCCAAACCUCCUGCCUAUGCUCCCAGCGCAGUAUAAGUGAGCCCUCAGUCUGGUCUUUCAGCAGAGGCUGGGAGUUCGGAUCCAUCAGUGCCUCACUACAUUCCUUUUGUAACAGGAUCUGUUUUUCCAUCUGCUGCCCUUGCCAUGUUAAUGAAAACAAUAGCUCUCAACAGUCUGAACACAGCAGAUUCCAGGUAAUGUUUUGGAUAUCAGAUUAUAGAGGACACAGGAAGGUUCAUUUCCUUGGGAAUUUAUGUAGUAGGAAAGAGUCGUAUUUGAUAAAAAUACAUAUAUAAUGUCCACCCUGAAGUCAAAGAGGAGACUGCAAAGAAGUUCCUUAUGACUACAUUAAGUAUAGACUAGAUGAGAAACAGGAAGACAAAAGUUUCUAUUUUUUCUUGCUAAGAUCUCUGGAAUAUUGAAAGACAUUGAAUUAUCUCCCAAAAUGUCACAGCCUUCGUGAAUAUUGGCUAUGGUUGGUUGCUUUGUGGUGGUCUUUAUUCUUUUUUUUUUCCCCUCACUCUGCCUAUGACCUGAUGACUUGUCUUGCUUUGGGAUAUUUAUUCAAUUGUUUCAUUCAACAUGCAUGAAGUUUUUAUGGAGGUCAGAUGCCAGCCCUAGUACUAGCCCUUCGGGAUGUGGCAGGGGAACAUGUUCAGUGCAAACAUCCCAGCGUACAAGGAUACUGGUACUCACUGAGGUGGGUGGUGGGAUUGCAGAGUUGGGACGUUAAGUGAAAACGGACCCUAAGAAAGACUACAGGAGGAAUCUUUUCCCUCGUCUCAGCCUUCACCCUUGACUCCAGACUCAGUCAUUUUCUCCCACCAGGGCGAUCCAUUAACAACACAGCACAUUGCACAUCCGUAAGAUAAACCAAGAUUUGAGCAGGACUUGAGAUAACAACCUGCAUUCACUAGCUCUUUCAAAACGCAAGUGUCUUUCCCUAGUUGGCUCCAGAGAGGGUGUGGCUUAUUUUAAAAUUGAGACACAAUUUAUAUAAAGCGCACAUACUUCAGGCGUGUGGGUGGAUGGGUCUUCAGAUUGCUAGACACGCAGGUCAGCACCUCUCAGACACAGACAUGACUUUAUCUAGCACACCUGAAGGUGCCCAAGUGCCCAAGGCCCCGUGUAAGGCAUUUGGAAAGUCCUUUGAGAUUUGUGCCUUCCUCCCUAAAACUUCUCAGGUAUGGUGAAGAGGGGAGAAAAAAUCCCACCAUCAAUGCAAAUUAAGAUUGUAAAGAUGUUGUACCUUUUAGCAAGUGAAUUCUUAGUCACUCUGUGACCCUGUUCCCUCAUCCUUAAUUAUAUAUUUGAGGCUGCAUGAUUUUUAGUCCUUUCAGUUCUUGCUUCUAAGUGAACCAAAAGAGAAAGUGAGUCACGAGAAAACUGUACAAAGGCUUUCAGGUUCGUGAACUGGACUGCCCAUUUUUUUAAUCCUAAAUUGGUGCUUUGACCCUCCCAUACCUUGACAGUUAAGAUCAAAAGGUUUGUGAAUAUUGUAAUAAUGAGUCUAGCACAUUUUUUUACAAUAUUGACCUAAGUUAGCGUGAUUGUCUGCAGCAACCUGUAAGUGUCAUUCAGACCCAAGCAGUCUUCAGAUCUCAGCAGCCCAGCCUACCACGUCUAGACUUCCGGUGCAUUUUAAUAAUUGUGCCUCCCUUUUCUGUGUGAUUUAGGAAGAUCAUAAACAUUACUUCCUUGGAAACUUUCAUUCUGCUCUAAGACUGUUACUUAAAUUAGGAAAAGUGAGGUUUCUCCUCCAGUGGGCUCAGAGUUGCAGCAUCAGUUCUGAUCUCCGAAGGAACAUGUUUUCCCUCAGGUUAAGGGCUCCACACUGGUUCGUUUGGGGGGGGGGGGCGGUUACUGGGGAUCGAACUCAAGACCUUGCACUUGCAAGGCAGGUGCGGUGCCACUGAGCUAAAUCCUCGGCCCACCAUACUGAUUCUUCAGAUCCAGCCAAAGCUGGUCUCUCACAUAUGCUGCCAGACUCACCUGUUCAGUCAUCUUUUGGAGUUGUUCAGCCUUUAUCCAUAAUACCAUGAUUUUGUAACUAGUUGGGUUUCAAAAAUGACCAGUUAGGAAGAUGUGCAUUGAAGUAGAUGAGUUUUAUUCAGAUUUGCUGUUAUUUAUUUUUUAAAUUAAAAAUGGAACUGUAUUUUAAAACUUA